AUGUCUUCGGAGACCGAUCAUAACUCAUCGCAGACAGUUUCUGACGAACUUAACGCCCGUCCGCGCUCGGAGGUUCUCUCUUCCAAGUUCUCUAGGAAAACCAAAUUUCUACAAUCUAUAGCCUCUUCCCCGACAGAACUAUCUCAUGGUACUGGAGUCUCAAGUAUUUAUUGUCCAGAUAUAAAACAAGAACCGUCUCUGGAACCUGACCAACGCCUGGGGGAGCUGCAGACCGCGGACGUAAAAGAGGAAGAUACCGUUCCCUCACUCCUGCUUGAUCUUCCACGUGUAUCUUCCCCAAUCACCUCUCGGACCCCCUCAUCUACAGCCAGCACUGUGGGCACAUAUGACGCGCAGACUUCUCCCUUGGAUGCACCCAUGUUAGAAACAUCCAAAGACACCCCAGCCUCCGAGGCCAAUGAACAGUCUCCCCUCCCACUAACCCAAGACGAACUUGAUGAAGCAAAAUCUCUCAUACUCGACCUCCUAGGAUGGGGCGUAGCACCUGAAUACCUUGUCGAAACUGGCCUGACUCCAGCAGUCGUCUUCAGGGUUUUCACGGAUUUAAACCUUCGUUUACCCGAUAAUCUGGAGUUAACAGACGAUCUCAAAUCGUUAGCUUAUCCUGGAAUCCCAUCUGCCGAAGUUGCGGAAGCUCUGAACUAA
This is a messenger RNA of Cyclocybe aegerita, 666 nucleotides long. The record is from the annotation of a GenBank genome assembly. Lineage: Eukaryota; Fungi; Basidiomycota; Agaricomycetes; Agaricales; Hemipholiotaceae.